AUGGCCACGGCUGCUUCGAACCCCUACCUCCCCAGCAACAGCAUCCUGUCCCCCGGCUCCAUCGUGCACUCGGACUCGGGGGGAGGCGGGGGCAUGCAGCCCGGCAGCGCGGCGGUGACUUCGGUGUCAGGCGGCUACCGGGGGGACCCCACGGUGAAGAUGGUGCAGAGUGACUUCAUGCAGGGGGCCAUGGCGGCCAGUAACGGCGGACACAUGCUGAGCCACGCGCACCAGUGGGUCACGGCGCUGCCGCACGCGGCUGCUGCUGCAGCGGCUGCAGCCGCGGCGGCGGCCGAGGCCGGCUCUCCUUGGUCCAGCAGCCCGGUGGGGAUGACCGGCAGCCCGCAGCAUCCCCAGCAGCAGCAGCAGGACGUGAAAGGGGGAGCUGGGAGGGACGAACUGCAUCCGGGGGCCGCCCUGCAUCACCGACCGCCUCACCUCGGACCUCACCAAGGGCAUCAGGGCGGCUGGGGAGCCGCGGCCGCCUCUCACAUCCAGUCCAUGGCAGCCGGAGCCCAGCAGCAGCAACAGCAGCAACAGCAGCAGGCGCUUCUUUACUCCCAGUCCGGGGCUUUCACUGUGAACGGGAUGCUGAGCCCACCCCCGGGGAGCCAGAGCCUGGUCCACCCGGGCCUUGUCAGGGGAGACACCCCCGAGCUGGCCGAUCACCACCACCACCAUCACCACCACCAGCAGCAGCAGCAGCAUCAGCACCACCAGCAGCAGCAGCAGCAACAGCAGCAGCAGCAGCAACACCACGGGGUGAACAGCCACGAGCCGCACUCAGACGAGGACACCCCGACCUCGGAUGACCUAGAGCAGUUCGCCAAGCAGUUCAAGCAGAGGAGGAUCAAGCUAGGCUUCACCCAGGCGGACGUGGGCCUGGCCCUAGGCACCCUCUACGGCAACGUCUUCUCCCAGACCACCAUCUGCAGGUUCGAGGCACUGCAGCUCAGCUUCAAGAACAUGUGCAAGCUCAAACCUCUGCUCAACAAGUGGCUGGAGGAGGCCGACUCGUCCACAGGCAGCCCGACCAGCAUCGAUAAGAUCGCCGCCCAGGGUAGGAAGAGGAAGAAGAGGACCUCCAUCGAGGUGAGCGUCAAAGGGGCCCUGGAGAGCCACUUCCUAAAGUGCCCCAAACCCUCAGCUCAGGAGAUCACCAACCUGGCCGACAGCCUGCAGCUGGAGAAGGAGGUGGUCCGAGUGUGGUUCUGCAACCGGAGGCAGAAGGAGAAGAGGAUGACCCCGCCGGGGAUCCAGCAACAGACGCCAGAUGAUGUCUACUCCCAGGUGGGCAAUGUGGGGGCCGACACGCCGCCCCCUCACCACGGGAUGCAAACUAGUGUGCAAUGA
Molecule: messenger RNA, 1353 nt
Organism: Staurois parvus
Lineage: Eukaryota; Metazoa; Chordata; Amphibia; Anura; Ranidae
Source: the annotation of a GenBank genome assembly